Molecule: messenger RNA, 704 nt
Organism: Gossypium raimondii (Peruvian cotton)
Lineage: Eukaryota; Viridiplantae; Streptophyta; Magnoliopsida; Malvales; Malvaceae
Exons: 1
Coding region: 66-524 (152 amino acids)
Source: RefSeq, a predicted model, not a curated record
AAUUAGACUCGAUUCGUAAUUUGCAAUCAAAUCGUAAAAUCCGACGAAAUUGCCGUGAAGGAAGAAUGGGAAGGUGGAGUCAAUUCGUGGUUGCGGUGACUAUUCUGGCGGUGGGCCUCCUUUCGGCAUCAGCCACCGCUAGACCCUGCAAGACAUUCUUCGUCGCCUCCUAUUCUUUCUCUUUUGAAAACCCUAACGACCCUUCCUCCUCCACCGGAUUCGUCACCGUCUUCACCGAGAUCGGUCAAUUGAACGUCGUACCACCAAGACCCAAGCCCUCCGAUGUCUUGAGCUCUCUCCGUGAGCGCAGUAAGGACAUCCUUAGCGUGGUCGUCGCUCUUCUCUUCGGCGUCGGUAGCGGCGCUCUCACGGCGGCUACCCUCUACUUGGUCUGGACCCUCUUCUCGGCCCGGUCUGAUUAUCAUCGUGCUUGUUUGGAGGAUGAUGAGAGCGACGGAGAACUUAGCCCUAAGAAGAUUGGGUAUGUAACCAUUCCCACCGUUAACGUUAAGGAAGUCAAUUGAUCAAAUUAUGUGUUUUAAGUCUUUAAUAUGAAAUAAGAAUCAUGUAUAAAUUGUUGUGCAUUUGGGCAAACUCAUGUCUAUGUUAAUGUAUUUUAUUUAAAGAUCUUUGAUAAAAAUGUAAUCUAAUGAUAUUAUUGUAUUUGCUACUUCAGAUGCUAUAUACUUCUUGCUUUGUUCUAA